Molecule: messenger RNA, 1950 nt
Organism: Gilbertella persicaria
Lineage: Eukaryota; Fungi; Mucoromycota; Mucoromycetes; Mucorales; Choanephoraceae
Exons: 5
Coding region: 51-1751 (566 amino acids)
Biological process (GO): asparaginyl-tRNA aminoacylation
Cellular component (GO): cytoplasm
Molecular function (GO): ATP binding; nucleic acid binding; asparagine-tRNA ligase activity
Source: RefSeq, a predicted model, not a curated record
UUUUUUCGUACCCUGUACCUUUUCUCUUUUUUCUAUUAUUUACAAAUAAGAUGGCUGCUCAAGUCGAAGAAGCUACACAAAAGCUUAGUAUUGCUGAAACUAUUUAUGUUGACGAAGUUGCUGGUUGUGAUACCACUGGUAACGGUACCGAAGCUACUCCCUUCAAGUCUGUUUUGAAGGCUAUUGAAGCCAAGGGUGACAGUAUUAAGAUUCAAAUUAAGAAAGACGCUGAAGGCUUUAAGGAAAUCUCUGGUGCUGCUUUCAAGAAGGCCAAAAAGACAUUUGCCGAACAACAAAAGAAAGCAAAGAAACUUGAAGAGCAAAAGAAGAAGCAAGAGGAAGAAUUAAAAAAGAAACAAGAAGAUGAAGCCAAGGCCCUUGAAUACGCCAAGUCUGUUGUUCUCAAGGAAGAUGAGUCUCUUCCUAAAGCUCAAAAGAUCAAAAUCCGUGAUGGUACUGAAAACAGAGGUAAGCGUGUCAAGGUCUCUGGUUGGGUCCAUCGUCUCCGUGUUCAAGGUAAAGACAUGAUGUUUGUUGUCAUCCGUGAUGGUUCUGGUUACUUACAAUGUGUCUUGACUGGUAAACUAUGCCACACCCUUGAUGCUAUCACUCUUUCUAUUGAAUCCACUGUUACUAUCUAUGGUGUCAUCAACGAACUUCCUGAAGGUAAGACUGCCCCUGGUCAACACGAAUUGACCGCCGACUAUUGGGAGGUUGUCAGUAAGGCUCCCAGCGGUGAUGAAGCCUUCACCAACAAGGUCACACCCGAUGCCGAUCCCUCUUAUCUUUUGGAUAACCGUCACCUUGUCAUUCGUGGUGAAACUGCCUCUGCUGUUCUUAGAGCCAGAGCUGAGGUCAUCAAGGCUUUCCGUGCUUUCUAUGAUCAAGAACGCUUCACUGAAGUUACUCCUCCUUGUAUGGUUCAAACCCAAGUUGAGGGUGGUUCUACCUUGUUUGAAUUCAACUACUAUGGUGAAAGUGCUUAUUUGACCCAAUCUUCUCAACUUUAUCUUGAAACUUGUCUUCCUGCUCUUGGUGAUGUUUUCUGUCUUGCUGAAUCUUACCGUGCUGAAAAGUCUCAUACCCGUAGACACUUGUCUGAAUACUCCCACUUGGAAGCUGAAAUGGCUUUCAUUGAAUUUGAUGAUUUGUUAGAUCACCUUGAAAAUUUGAUGUGUUUCGUUAUUGAUCGUGUUCUUGCUGAUGAAGAAACAGCCAAGUUGGUCGAGCAAUUGAACCCUGACUUCAAGAAGCCUGCUCGUCCUUUCCUCCGCAUGAAGUAUGAGGAUGCUAUCAAGUACUUGAAGGAAAACGAUAUCAAAAAGGAAGAUGGCUCAUUCUAUGAGUUUGGUGAAGAUAUUCCUGAAGCUCCUGAACGUGCCAUGACGGAUAAGAUUGGUCGCCCUAUCUUCUUGACUCACUUCCCUCACGAAAUCAAGGCUUUCUAUAUGCAAAAGGUACCUUCUGAUAGACGUGUUACAGAAAGUGUUGAUGUUUUGAUGCCUGGUGUUGGUGAAAUUGUUGGUGGUAGUAUGAGAAUGGAUGAUAGAGAAGAAUUAUUAGCUGCAUACAAGACUGCUGGUAUUGAUCCCUCUCCUUACUACUGGUACACUGACCAACGCAAGUAUGGUUCCACCCCUCACGGUGGUUAUGGUUUGGGUGUUGAACGUUUCCUUGCCUGGCUCCUCAACCGUUAUACUGUUCGUGACUGUAGUCUCUACCCUCGUUUCACUGGUAGAUGUACUCCUUAAUGGACUUGCUUCUUUUUUUUCCCUUCACAUUCACACACACGCACAUACACACUUUUUUACACAUAUACACACACAUCCUAUAUACUGUUUAUUUCUUUUUUUUUUGAAUAUUAAUGAUCUUGUCUGUAUUUUACAAUAAAAAAACCAAGACUAACCAUAGAAAGCAUACCAGAAAAUGUGUAUACAUUAAGAGUGAUCA